Messenger RNA from Thrips palmi, 843 nucleotides. RefSeq names its product dynactin subunit 6 (gene DCTN6-p27). The record is from RefSeq and is a predicted model, not a curated record. The transcript has 5 exons. Gene Ontology annotation, biological process: mitotic spindle organization. Gene Ontology annotation, cellular component: dynactin complex. NCBI's taxonomy places the organism in Eukaryota, Metazoa, Arthropoda, Insecta, Thysanoptera, Thripidae. Gene Ontology annotation, molecular function: dynein complex binding. Bases 109 to 669 code for a protein of 186 amino acids.
GUCGCAAAUUUUUGACAGCAGUAGGAUGAGAAGAGGCAGCCAGGAGGCAGCAGCUAGUCCAGCAGAACUGUCAACAACGUCACAUAAAUUUGAAGAUUUCGCUUGAAUAUGUCUUCUCAAGCCAGUCAUGAGUCAAAAUCAAAGUCAGACCUCAAAAUAUCGGAUCAGGCUCUCGUUUGCCAUGAGAGCAAACUUAGAGGCGAUAUAACAAUAGGCCCGAACACAAUUGUUCACCCAAGAGCCACGAUAAUUGCCGAAGCAGGACCAAUCAUUAUUGGAGCGAGCAACAUUAUCGAAGAACAAGCAUAUAUAAUCAACCGUCUACGUCCUGGUGCAGACCCUUCUAUAGUCCAGGUCAUGGAAAUCGGCUCCAACAAUGUGUUUGAAGUGGACUGCGUCUUUGAAUCGUCCAUGAUGGGUAACCAAAAUGUACUGGAAGUUAAAUCUCAUGUUGGACCUGGAGUGGAAAUAUCAGAUGGCUGCAUAAUUGGAGCUGGAUGUAAGCUAAAUGGAAACGAAAGGUUACCUGAGAAGUCAGUUAUAUAUGGUAGUGAUUGUGCAAGACGCAUUGCUAUGGACAAACCACCACAUCCCAGUUUACAAAUUGAUUACCUGACCAAAAUUCUGGUGAAGUACCAUCACUUAAAAAAGCCCCGGAGUGCUAAUUAAUGUUGUCUUCUCAUUAGCUUGUAAAUUCUCUUAUUAUAAGCUUAUUUUCAUCUUUACAUUGUUUUUGUUCCAAUCUUACUGGCAUUCAUGAAAUCUUAAUUGUGGUUGAACUAUUUAUAGUGGAGUUAUUGGUAUAUUUAAACACUGUAAUAUAUAUUUUGUGUAUCAACUUUA